Molecule: messenger RNA, 1915 nt
Organism: Esox lucius (northern pike)
Lineage: Eukaryota; Metazoa; Chordata; Actinopteri; Esociformes; Esocidae
Gene: nup35
Product: nucleoporin 35
Exons: 9
Coding region: 122-1051 (309 amino acids)
Biological process (GO): nuclear pore organization; NLS-bearing protein import into nucleus; regulation of DNA-templated transcription
Cellular component (GO): nuclear pore nuclear basket; nuclear pore central transport channel; nuclear membrane
Molecular function (GO): phospholipid binding; single-stranded DNA binding; structural constituent of nuclear pore
Source: RefSeq, a predicted model, not a curated record
CGAUUUGCGACCAUUUCAAAAUUUAAGGUGGGUCUUCCACCCGACUGGUGUGUGUGUGUCUGGCUAGCCUGGAUUUUUUGCUGUGCUACGAAACAAGGCUUGGUACAAUCGGUGGUCCCUAAUGGAAUUCCAAGGCACAGAACCAAUGACUUUGGGUUCCCCUACAUCACCAAAGCCUGGCCCGGGUGCCCAGUUCCUGCCCGGGUUUCUGAUGGGGGAUCUGCCAGCACCUGUCACACCCCAGCCUAGAUCAUUUGGUGUUAUGGAAAUGAGGUCACCACUUCAAGCAGGUAACUCUCCUCCCCAGCCGGUUGUUCCCACGCCAAAAGACAAGAGCGGCGCCCCUCCUGUUAGGAGCAUCUAUGAUGACCUCUCCAGCCCGGCGAUUGGCCUUUCACCUCUGGGUGCACACAAACAGCCCUUUUCAUUGACUCAAACCCCCCUGUCAGGUUACAUGGCAGUCACACCAGGAACAGCCUCCAGUCUAUUCAGUCCUGCCGGCAUCGGCCAUCCAGCCAAGUCGGUCAUGUCUCCUGCCCAGGUGGACCCGUUCUUCACCCAGGGAGAGACCCUGUCUUCUGAGGACCAUCUGGACGAUACGUGGGUCACUGUGUUUGGGUUCCCUCCGGCCUCUGCGUCAUAUAUUCUGCUCCAGUUUGCCCAGUACGGAAACAUCCUGAAACACGUGAUGUCCAACACUGGCAACUGGAUGCAUAUUCAGUAUCAGUCUAAACUCCAAGCGAGAAAAGCACUAAGCAAAGACGGGAAGGUUUUCGGCGAGGCUAUAAUGAUUGGUGUUAAACCAUGCAUUGAUAAGAAUGUGAUGGAGAGCUCCGACCGAGGCCCAGUGUCCUCUGGUCCAGUCUUCACUCCCCCUGUGAGGAACGGGACCCCCAGCCAUCAGGGGUCCACACCGCGCUCCUCCAUGAGGCCCCUCAGUGCUGCAUACAAGGCCUCCAGCAAUGACUACCAGGUGGUGGCCGACAGACAAACCCCCCGGAAGGACGACAGUUUGGUUUCCAAGGCAAUGGAGUAUAUGUUCGGUUGGUGAUAUCUGAGGAAUGGGCCCGCCUGAUGAAUGCUUCGCUGAUUACACUGAGAGAUGACCAGCCUUCUGUCAUCACCAUAUUACAGAGUCAGCGGUUGACUAACAAAUGGCACCCUAAUCCCUCAGCUGAAGUACUUUUGAUCAAAUGCACUACAUGGGGUAAUAGGGUCCCAUUUGGGAAGCGUGCAGUGUGACUGAUUUUAGAGGCAAGCUGUUCCCAUGACGACUAUGCACUUUCUCUGGCGGUUGAGUGACCGGGGGCUUGCCUGGACCGGGUACUGUACAGUGUUGGCAUCGAAUGACGUGUUUCCGCGUUGAAAUCAGUGCUGAAUGGACAAAGGACACCAGCCCACCAGGCCCACGCUGGAUUUCCCAAGUCGCAGCGGUUGUCGUGUUCGGGGGAAAUGCGUAGGGAGCUUGGACAUGAUAUGUUUAGGGUGUGAAAUGAAGUGUGCACAUUGUGUCCCGAAACGCACCCUUUUCUGUAUGUAGAGCCCUUUGACAGGGGCCCAUCAGUGCGGUCAAAGUGGGCUCACUCUUUAGGGAUUAGGACGCCAUUUGGAUUCAGACACGGCCUCUCUGCAGUACAGUAACCAAACCCGGGCCCUCCUCUGUCAGCUCUAAAUCAGGAUACGUGGACAACUUGGGCCUUGAUGCAUUGAAAUGGCGCAAGGUCGACUUUGUGUUUUGAGUUUCUUUUUUGAGAGGAUACGAUUUUUUUAAGAGUUGUUGAAAUACCUUUUGUAUACUCUGUAGGAAAUGUUUAUACAAAGAACAUGAUCGCAAGGCUGUUAGCGUAUCAAAAUGUAUUUUCUUUUUCAUCUUUUAAAAAUCUAUUUAAAAUGUGCUGUAUUUGUGUUUUGUCCG